Molecule: messenger RNA, 2238 nt
Organism: Morone saxatilis (striped sea-bass)
Lineage: Eukaryota; Metazoa; Chordata; Actinopteri; Moronidae
Gene: rab36
Product: RAB36, member RAS oncogene family
Exons: 11
Coding region: 87-896 (269 amino acids)
Molecular function (GO): GTP binding; GTPase activity
Source: RefSeq, a predicted model, not a curated record
CGUCCGAGGCUUCACUGCAGCGAGCGACACAGCCAGCGUAAACAGCCAGCGAGGAGAUAUUUGACGUAAUUUCAUCUGCGGUUGUCAUGCAGGAUAACAGGAAUGGAAUGAUGCCAUUCCCACCACCCAUCAGCAGAGACAGGGUUAUCUGGGAAUUCCCAAAGUGCUACAGACCUGAGGCCUCUCUACAGCCGAGGAAAGACUGGGACCUUCAGGUUAAAGCAGCCUGUAAAGACAGAGCGGCCAGGCAUCAGCCGUGGGACCGACAGAAAAUGUCAAAAGUGGUGGUGGUUGGAGACCUUAAUGUGGGGAAGACCUGCCUCAUUAAUAGGUUUUGUAAAGAUGUAUUUGAAAGAGACUACAAGGCCACCAUAGGUGUGGACUUUGAGAUUGAGAGGUUUGAGAUAUCUGGAGUACCGUUCUCCCUUCAAAUCUGGGAUACAGCUGGGCAGGAAAAAUUCAAGUGCAUCGCUUCAGCAUACUACAGAGGCGCUCAGGUCAUUAUCACAGUCUUUGACAUGGCAGACAUCAAGUCCCUUGAUCAUACACGGCAAUGGUUGGAGGAGGCCAUGAAGGAAAAUGAACCUGACUCCUGUUUCAUCUUCUUGGUUGGUACAAAGAGUGACCUGCUGCCCUCAGAGGAAAGACAGAGGACAGAAAAAGAUGCCAUUAGGAUAGCAACAGACAUGCAUGCAGAGUUUUGGGCUGUUUCGUCUAAAACAGGGGAGAAUGUGCAGGGGUUUUUCUUCAGGGUGGCAACUUUGGCCUUUGAGAAGUGCAUACUGAAGGACAUGGAGAAUGGGAUCCCAGCUAGCAUCGGAUGUGGAGAUAUCAAGUCAGAUCGUGCCAACCUGGAGGAGGCUGCACCGCAAGACAUGAAGAGGAGCUGCUGCUGAUGAAAAGAGGAACUGUUAAUGAGAGAGGAACCAGACAGAGGCUCUUUUCUGAGCUUCAGCAGCAGAAAUGAAAGUGGCUGACAAUGCUCCACUAGACUGAAAUGUGCCUUAGGACAUGCUCCAUUAGGUUCUUGAGUCAUCAAAACUGCCAUGUAUUCUUCCCUUUGCAAAAGGUUCAACCAGUAUGUGUUCCUUAAAGCCGACUGACCCUUCCUAAGCCCCGCCCCUUUUGCUUUGUUCUCCAAUAACAGUUGAGCAAGCCUCGGUCAGAACCUCAGUUGACUUCCCUCUUUCCUGUACUUAGAUAUACUAUUGGCUAGGCAUGUCUAUGUUAAAGACAACCACAUUUUAAAUACGGUUAAAAGAUAAAAGCGACAUACCAUAUAUAGUCACAUCUUAAAAUAGCUAAUAUUAGCAAAAAGUUAAGCUAACUAGCUCACAAGAAUUUAUGUAACGUUAAAUUGGCUAGAUAGUAAGCUAGGGUUUUUCUAACACAGCUUUUCUAGCUUUUAAAUGUAACUUACUAAAUAAUGGUUGUUGUAGAUUAGCUAGCUUGUUGCUAACGUUUUGUUAACAUUAGCUGUGACUAUAUAUAUUUAGCGUCUUCCAAAUGUUGAUUUCUCAACAUAGAUUAGCCUAGCACACACCACAUAUCUAAAUAUAGAAAAGGAGAAAGUUGGUGGAGGUUAUAACGCAUGCUUGCUCAACUCUUAUUGGAGCACAGAGCAAAAACGGAUGGGGUAGAAAGGAUCAAUUGUUAUUGGGUGCUGAUAUGAAAUCUAAUGAAUCUGACCAUUUUUAUGAGAUAAAAGUUUAAAAAAAGUUGCAGUGUUUCAUCCAGAAUAUGAUUUUUUUCUCUCAGAACAUUUAGACCAUGGGGAAUCCAAGAUGAAGUACUAUAUGAUGACAAUAACAAAUCUGAUCAUUGUGUCUAAUUGCAAUCAGUUGAGUUCACAUCUUCUCAUGUAGUAUUAGUCAAUAAUAUCUGUGAGAUACAAACUCUACUAUGACCAUAAUUUUCAGAGGUGGACAGGCAGACCAGACUAAUCUGGGACAGGCCAAUAUUGCCCCUACGUACGGAUACUUUUCUUUGCUCCUGUCAUAGUGUUUGUUUUAAUAUACAGUAUUGUUGUGGAAUAUGCCUUGCCCAUUAUUGUGGUUUGUAUACAGACAAGAGUUUAAUGAAUGUUUAUAGGCAAGGAAACCAAAUGUUUAUGUUAAUAAGGGCCACAACAUUAUAAUGUAAUUUUUUAAUAAUAUGUUUAUUCAAUUGAGCAAUAGCAGGUGAUAGCAGCUGUGCAUUUAUGACACUAGUAUUGUUGUUAAAGCAUAUUCAUAUGUA